AGGUUGUGCUGUGGGUGUCCUGGUUUUCUAUCUUGGGAUUUUUACAUCUACUAUCGCAGCUGUGCAAAGACCGAUUUGAAUACCUAUCAUUUUCACCCACAACACCAGGAUGGUCCCAUGUUCGCUUGGUGGGUCUAUUGUCAUCGAUUCUAACGAUAUCUGGCUUUAUGUUCAUUAUAUGCAUUUGCGUCGGAUUCUUUGGCGGAAUGAACACGUUUGCAUUUAUGGCAGCUGAGUGUGUCCUACUCACCAUACGAACCCUGCACGUACUAAUUCGAUACGGAAUGUUCCUCUAUGAUAUGCGCCAAGGUGGUAUGUCGGCUGAAGUUUCUUGGGAUAAACGUGGACCCGUUGCCUACCAUAUUGAAUUGCUAUUCGAGGCAGCUGCUCUGCUCAUCGAUUUAAUGCAUCAUCUGCACAUGCUGCUGUGGAGUAACAUAUUCCUGUCGAUGGCCAGUCUGGUCAUUGUAAUGCAACUCCGCUAUCUAUCGCACGAAAUUCAACGCAAGUACCGUAAGCAUCGCAAUUAUCUUUGGGUAUUGAAUCACAUGGAGAAGAGUUAUCCGCUGGCAACGGCCGAUGAUUUGACACAAAAUUCCGAUAACUGUGCCAUUUGCUGGGAGAAAAUGGAAACGGCCCGAAAGCUGCCGUGCUCGCAUCUGUUUCACAAUUCAUGCUUACAGUCGUGGCUGGAACAAGAUACCAGUUGCCCGACAUGUCGCCUGGGACUCAGUGUUCAACCGCACGUCAGUCACGCUCAUCCGAACAUUGAUCGCAUCGAUGAACCCGAAAACACUGGCCGAGCAACUAACAAUCACUUCUUCCACUUUAACGGCUCCCGUUACGUGUCCUGGCUUCCAAACUUUUCCGUAGAAGUGACCCACAUCAAUACCGUUCUGCGAACGAAUCCGUUGACUACCCAAACCGCCGCCCAUACAUCACAGCUGAGAAACAUGGCCCGACAAGUGCAACAAAUGUUUCCCCACUAUCCGACCACAAUAAUCAUAGCCGAUCUGCAGCUGUCACGCUCAAUGGAAGUAACAAUUGACAAUAUACUGGAGGGACGGCUGCAAAUUCCGGCCCGAUUCCAGAACUUCAACGAUGAGGACGAUUUCGGUGAGACCAGUCAAAAUGGUCGUGCUGAUGGCGCGUCGACGUCGGGUACAUCGGCACCAAAUGAAUAUUCCGUACGAUCGGAUGUGUCGACUGGUUCCAGUUCGUCGGACAGUGGAUAUGAAAUUGAGAGAAAUUCGAAUAUUUUCGGCAAUCAAAACGAACUGCUAAGGGACGAGAGCUCCGAAGACAUACCGUUGGGUGAUCGCUUUUCCAAGAGCUCAGCCGAACGUGAGAAAAUCUUGCAAAGGAGGAAGGAGAUGCUGCUGGCGAUUGCAAGGAAAAGAUACUUGGAAAAGAGAGA
Molecule: messenger RNA, 1417 nt
Organism: Bradysia coprophila
Lineage: Eukaryota; Metazoa; Arthropoda; Insecta; Diptera; Sciaridae
Product: E3 ubiquitin-protein ligase AMFR-like
Biological process (GO): protein K48-linked ubiquitination; ubiquitin-dependent protein catabolic process; endoplasmic reticulum unfolded protein response
Cellular component (GO): endoplasmic reticulum; ubiquitin ligase complex; cytosol
Molecular function (GO): ubiquitin protein ligase activity; ubiquitin binding
Source: RefSeq, a predicted model, not a curated record